This is a messenger RNA of Beta vulgaris subsp. vulgaris (sugar beet), 524 nucleotides long. Its product is annotated as ATP synthase subunit epsilon, mitochondrial. The transcript has 2 exons. Gene Ontology annotation, molecular function: proton-transporting ATP synthase activity, rotational mechanism. Gene Ontology annotation, cellular component: mitochondrial inner membrane. The coding region runs from base 114 to 326 and encodes 70 amino acids. NCBI's taxonomy places the organism in Eukaryota, Viridiplantae, Streptophyta, Magnoliopsida, Caryophyllales, Amaranthaceae. The record is from RefSeq and is a predicted model, not a curated record. Gene Ontology annotation, biological process: proton motive force-driven mitochondrial ATP synthesis.
UCAUCAUCUACCGAAGUACUCUUAUCAUACAGUAAAAUUUCUAGGUCUUUUGGACAGAGCUGCCAUUGAAGAACAAGAGGAGAGAGAAAGAGAGAAAUCGAUCGAUCGACAAGAUGAGCAGCAGCGCAGCAGUACCAUUCUGGAGAGCAGCAGGGAUGACAUACAUUAGCUACUCUAACAUCUGCGCAAAUCUCGUCAGAAAUUGUCUUAAAGAACCUUUCAAAUCUGAAGCUCUUGCUAGGGAGAAGGUUCAUUACUCCAUCUCCAAAUUCGAGAAUGGAAAACCUCAGAAACCAACCAUCCGAUCUGAUGAUACUCAGGCAUAGGGAGGUUUACUGUGCAGUCUUUUGAUGAUUCCAACAUUAAUUCUGCUCUUAAAAUGUCAUUCUAUUUUUUGCUAGUGUCUAUGCUGUAAAGCCCAAAGACUCGAGAUAACAGCAUUGUGGGCUUUGGAUGUUGUUAUAAUAAUGCAACUUUGAUCAUCUUACUUGAAAAAUUGACGAGGCAUUUUGCUGGUUUAAGCA